This is a messenger RNA of Athalia rosae (coleseed sawfly), 988 nucleotides long. RefSeq names its product UPF0193 protein EVG1. NCBI's taxonomy places the organism in Eukaryota, Metazoa, Arthropoda, Insecta, Hymenoptera, Athaliidae. The record is from RefSeq and is a predicted model, not a curated record. The transcript has 6 exons. The coding region runs from base 114 to 830 and encodes 238 amino acids.
UCAACUGGUUUUUUGUAUAUUUAUUGCAGAAUUCGCAAUUUUGCAUCCAUACGAAGAAGAGUGGCUAAAUGCCGAACGUAGAGUUAGCCCGCAGGUCCGGCAGCGACCCCUGAAUGCUUGCUGGCCGAAUCAUGGAAUCGCGAAAUGCCGGGAGAGUCGCGAUCGGCGUUGGGGCAAUCCAUAAUCCACCGAGAGCGGCGUAUAGCGAGGAAACGCGAAAUUUGAUUACAGUUCUGAUGGAAGAAUCCAAGCUGACUAUGAUGCAGAGAAAGUCUAUUCAAGAGGCAGUGGACAAAGGGGAAGCCCUGCCACAUCCUCAUUUGAAUGAUAAAAAAAAGUGCACACAGAAGUUUGCUGAAGCACAGGUAAUGUUUCCAUCUGCAUGGAGGAAACGAUCACAAGAUACAAUAGCAAGGAGUGGUGCCUAUGAGAGGGACCAAUUCAGGAGAACAGCUCCUCUACUUAACAAAGAAAAACAGAAGAGACAUCUUGCCUGCAUGAUGGCUUAUGGUCAGGACAUGCCACCCACGCCACAUGGGCCAAAGAUACUCCACAGAUCGAUGAAAAAAAACCAACUACCUGAAGAUUUUGAUCCAUGCGCCGAAGUGGUGAAGACUAUCGAGGAAAGGUUACAGUUCAUGAAUGAAAUUGAAGGAUUAGGUCAGGGGAAAAAGUACCGACCAAUAAUACAACAGGAGGUAGCCCAGAAGUUGACGCUGCUCAAAAAAAUGGAUAAUCAGAAAUCUGUGGGACUCGAGAAAAUGAUGGAUCAAUUCAGACUCGACCGAUCCACACCGAAGCCAUUUCCUAUGGCAGAACUCGACUGCUGAUAUCUGCAAUCUAAGGGUUGUUAAAUUCUAGCCAAUCGGUGGCAGACAUAUCAAUAGAGGCACAAAAUUUGUGUGUCACACUACAACAGGUCUUAGAAUUGAUACGGAAGAUCGUAUUGAUAAUGGAUGCAAAUAAAAUUUACUAAUUUCGUUCAAAA